Hirundo rustica (Barn swallow) is the source of this 1898-nucleotide messenger RNA. RefSeq names its product cholinergic receptor muscarinic 3 (gene CHRM3). Lineage: Eukaryota; Metazoa; Chordata; Aves; Passeriformes; Hirundinidae. Bases 96 to 1898 code for a protein of 600 amino acids. Gene Ontology annotation, molecular function: G protein-coupled acetylcholine receptor activity; G protein-coupled serotonin receptor activity. The transcript has 2 exons. Gene Ontology annotation, biological process: adenylate cyclase-inhibiting G protein-coupled acetylcholine receptor signaling pathway; positive regulation of smooth muscle contraction; regulation of vascular associated smooth muscle contraction. The record is from RefSeq and is a predicted model, not a curated record. Gene Ontology annotation, cellular component: synapse; dendrite; plasma membrane.
UUGUUUCCAAAAGAGGAGUUAACAGAAUUACAGUGUCUGAUCCAACUAGCUGCUCUGAUGAUCCUCACUGGACCAUACUAUGUCAGAGAGCCACAAUGAUCAUGCAAAAUAACAGUUCAUCCUCGCCCCUUUUUCCAAAUGUGAGCUCCUUCUGGAAGAGAGAUUCGCAUGGACCGGGACUCCUUGAUGAAGCAGCAUCAUUCAUUGGCAGCUAUGAUUUUCCUCACACCACAGAGAGUUUUCCUUUCUCCACUGUGGAAUCAACAAACAUGACCCUAAAUGCCACAAACAAAGACCCUCUGGGUGGACACACUGUCUGGCAAGUAGUUUUGAUUGCUUUCCUCACUGGGAUCCUUGCACUGGUGACCAUCAUAGGAAACAUCCUAGUGAUUGUUGCAUUUAAGGUUAACAAACAACUGAAAACAGUCAACAACUACUUCCUGUUGAGCCUCGCUUGUGCAGAUUUGAUCAUCGGUGUUCUUUCCAUGAAUCUUUAUACCACAUACAUCAUCAUGGACCACUGGGCUUUGGGAAGUUUGGCCUGUGAUCUUUGGCUCUCCAUUGACUACGUUGCCAGUAACGCCUCUGUCAUGAAUCUCCUUGUGAUAAGUUUUGACAGGUAUUUUUCCAUCACUAGGCCACUAACAUACAGAGCCAAACGAACAACCAAAAGGGCUGGGGUAAUGAUUGGUUUAGCAUGGAUCGUCUCUUUUGUUCUUUGGGCCCCUGCCAUCUUGUUUUGGCAGUAUUUUGUUGGGGAGAGGACUGUGCCUCCUGAUGAAUGUUUCAUCCAGUUUCUAACUGAACCUAUCAUCACUUUUGGCACUGCCAUAGCUGCCUUUUAUUUGCCGGUCACCAUUAUGAGUAUUUUGUAUUGGAGGAUCUACAAGGAGACGGAGAAACGCACCAAAGAGUUAGCAGGGCUGCAGGCUUCAGGCAGUGAAGCAGAGGCAGCACGCUUUGUGCACCAGACAGGCAGCUCCCGGAGCUGCAGCAGCUACGAGCUGCAACGGCAGAACAUGAAACGCUCUGCCCGAAAGAAAUACAGGCGCUGCCACUUCUGGCUCACAAUGAAGAGCUGGGAACCCAGCACAGAUCAGGGGGACCAAGAGCACAGCAGCAGUGACAGCUGGAACAACAACGAUGCUGCUGCCUCCCUUGAAAAUUCAGCCUCCUCUGACGAAGAAGACAUUGCUGCAGAGACCAGAGCCAUCUAUUCAAUCGUGCUGAAGCUUCCUGGUCACAGUGCUAUCCUCAAUUCCACAAAACUACCCUCCUCAGAAGAUUUGCAUGAGUCAGGGGAUGAACUGCAGAAAUCCGACACGGAAUCGAAGGAAAAGAAAACUAAAAAAUUGCACCCUCCCAAAAGCGUUCAGGAUGGCGGAAAUUUCCAAAAGAGCUUUACUAAACUUCCAAUUGAAGCAGAGUCAGAGGAGACAACCACCGCUUCUGAUGGCAUCUCAUCAGUGACCAAGACAUCGACAGCCCUGCCCUUGUCCUUUAAGGAAGCAACCCUGGCAAAAAAGUUUGCCUUGAAGACCAGAAGUCAGAUCACAAAACGAAAACGAAUGUCACUUAUCAAAGAAAAGAAAGCAGCACAGACACUCAGUGCCAUUUUGUUUGCCUUCAUCAUUACCUGGACCCCAUAUAACAUCAUGGUUCUGGUGAACACCUUUUGCAGCUGUAUCCCCAAAACUUUCUGGCACCUGGGGUAUUGGCUUUGCUACAUCAAUAGCACAGUGAACCCCAUGUGCUACGCACUGUGUAACAAAACAUUCAGAAACACUUUCAAGAUGCUGCUGCUGUGCCAGUGUGACAAACGAAAACGACGCAAACAGCAGUAUCAGCAAAGACAGUCCGUCAUUUUUCAUAAGCGGAUCCCUAGGGAGGCUUCAUAA